AUGUCCUUCACCGCGCAUGAUCCCAGACUGCUUUACAGCGUGGACAACAUACAGGCCUUCUACAUACAAGAUGGCGAGGAAAACGAGCUCACCCCGUCCGGUCCUCAGACCCUCUCCCUACUGAUGGUUCCGACCAAAACCACAUACCCUGCAUCGCAAAAUGCAGCCAGCUAUGCGUCAGAGAUAUCUGAAGAGGACUUUUAUCUCCAUUUACAGCUGCCUCCCGAGCUAGACAUGCCGCUACCGGCAACUACUCAGAUCUUCCACCAACAUCCCAACAGCUAUCUAAUUCCUCGCUGGGAUUUGGCCCCGGAGCAAGGCGCAUUCAUUCGCAUUCAGUUUCCCGAUGUUGGUCGGGGACCGAACACGGUGACGCAGGAGGAUAUUGAUACUUUUGAGAGUAUUCUUGCGCAGUGCACUGCGUUCAUGCCGCAUGCUUCACAGGUGGAGGGACAUGCAAAGUACAAUCCUGCCGAAUAUGCUCCUGGGGAGGGGUAUAUCUCAUCAUUGUCUGCUGAUGUCAAGCCUGGACAAUCUAAUGGCAAGAUCGUGCUCGUGGACGAGGAGGAUGGUAGCGUCGUCGGUGAGCUGACGGAUGGGUAUGAUAUUUUGGAGAAGCCAGGAGUUAAGCCGGGGUCAAAGAAUCCGGUGGAAAUCCAACUUCCAGCAGAAGGCGAGGGCAACAAGAUCACGGUCGACAAUGUCUCGGAAGAGUAUCUCCAAAUGGCGCGGCACCCGGCAUACAAAGACUCUAGACUUGUCCAGCAAUCGGCAGAGGUGUCUCGUCUGAUCGUCACGGGGUCAUCAUAUCUGGCCAACAUCCUGACAAGCGGCGCAGACAGCUUCACCAGGAAGACCAAACCAAACCCCAAACCGCUGACAUUUUCCGAGACGACACAUUCACGGAUGCGAAAGAUCGGUGACCUCUCACACAGCGCGGCGUCUUUCUCCUCCAAAACCGUCAAGGGCGCGACGGGGUACGCACAGAACCUCGGCGCGAUGCUAGCCCGGCACAAAGAUACGUCCAAGCGGACAGACCCAUCGGGCAAAGUAAUCGAGCAUAAUAAACCAGGCAUUCUGAACAAGUCACUGAUCGCCUUUUCGACCAUAGCGGACGGCAUUGAACAAGGGGCGCGGAAUGUGCUUCAGACCGGCUCUCUCGCUGCAACCACGAUGGUCGAGCACCGGUACGGAUCCGAGGCAGGCAGCGUCGCGAAGGACUUUGCAAGGGGGUUCACGAACGUCGGAUUGGUAUAUAUCGACGCCACUGGGGUUAACCGGAAGGCAUUCCUCAAAUCCGUGGCCAAGGGGAUGGUCGUGGGCCGGUUACGGAAUGGGAAGCGCGUCCUCGUCGGUAGCGGAGAUGGAGGCGGAGUUCCUCCUGACGCGGUACCGUCGUCCUCGUCACGGUCACCACAUCGAACACCACCUCCAGCGUACGGGAAACCGGGGACAUCCUUAAGCGAGCCGUUUAUGGCUGGCGGGAAGAACUCUAAACAGUGA
Messenger RNA from Monascus purpureus, 1503 nucleotides. NCBI's taxonomy places the organism in Eukaryota, Fungi, Ascomycota, Eurotiomycetes, Eurotiales, Aspergillaceae. The record is from the annotation of a GenBank genome assembly.